Molecule: messenger RNA, 1787 nt
Organism: Westerdykella ornata
Lineage: Eukaryota; Fungi; Ascomycota; Dothideomycetes; Pleosporales; Sporormiaceae
Exons: 1
Coding region: 421-1377 (318 amino acids)
Source: RefSeq, a predicted model, not a curated record
CCAACAUGAAGACUGCUCUGUACGGCCAACCAUGGACGCGCCAGGACCCGCCGCUCUGGCGCCGCACUCCUGCGAUUCUCUCGCUCGCGAUGCGCCCGGCGAUAUAUCUCUCAUCUCUCCCCCGAUCGCCUUGUGAAGAGCUGAUCGCUUGACCUGCGUAUACGUACCCGCUUAAGGCUUGAGAGCCGUCCCUAGAACACCCUCCCCUCCACCCCCCAGUCCAGCUGUCAGCAGCAAUACGAACGCAAAACGAGCACUGCUCCCCUCUUAUCAGCGUCCCGCCCGCUCCCCUCUGGGCACAACAGACGGUCACCGCUGCUUGCUGGUCCGUCGCAGACCUCCCCCUUCCGCAUGAUGCUCUCGACACUAUCACACUCGAUGUCGCCGUCAUAUGCCCCGUCCCAUGACCCCUCCUCCACAAUGACCUCCGCCCUCUCAAUAAUACCUCAGCGGCAGCCUUCCCGUCGACCGCAGGACUCCGUCCACCUUCCACAGCGUCCCAAGCUUCACAUCAACACCCAGCAAAUACGCACCUUCGGCAAGGGAUCCAGCCUCCGCCUCGACACCCUCAGCGCUGUCUCGCCCACGGUUCGCAACACCUUCUCCAACGCUUAUGAGGCUCCUGCGUCUGCUGCGCCAGCUACUGAGCGCCCGCAAAGACCGCGAUUGGGUCUCUCCAUAGACGGCUCCAUCUCAAGAGUCUCCAACUCGAACCCGCCGAGCUCCUCUACACCCAACUCGGCCUCUACACUCUCCUCCGCAGUCACGUCGUCCUCGAACGAGUCGGCUACAAUACGCAUACCCUACACGCAGCCCCACAACCUCAACUCCAUCCUCACCAACAGCCCUGCACGACAGCUAAUAACACGCAAGAUGGCGCCCGGCCGACCCUUCUUCCCAGCAGAGAAGAGAGUCACCUUCCGCACACCACUAGAGGAGGAAAUCAAGACAACAAAGUACACCCUGGCCCACUCGGAUCUGCAGUCCUCGGCCAGUAGCUCAGCCUCCACCAUCGCCUCCAUAGAAACCACAUCGUCGGCCGACUCCAAAUCAUCCACCAUCUCCCUUUCCGUCCGCACAGCCUCCACCUCCUCGUCAUCAUCCGGCUCAGCCUCAGCGUCCCCAUCGGGAUCCUCCGAACACCCCACCUCUUCCUCCCGUGACACCUCUCCAUCCGCAAGAGCGCCACGCGCGGGCGACAAGCGCGACUCUUCGGAAUCAGACAGCGACUCUGCGCCCGAGACUCCGGUUGCGGGCCGCCGGAAACGCAGGAGAGAUUGGAGGUGGACGCUAGGCCCGCUGCCGGGAAGCAAGGGGUCCUCGACUACCUCGGCUGAGGCGAGUGAUGAGGCGGGCUGGAGCGACGAUAGUUUUUAAUGGAGUCGCCAGUGUGGUCUGUUGCAUUGGGUCUGUAAAAUCGACUUCUACAUCUUCUUUUUACUCCUUUCGUCUCCGUCUCCUUCGUCUAGAGAGGGAAGCUUCACAGCUAGGGAAUGUAGUAUGGUUUUCAUCUCGCUUCGGCGAGGAUACCUGUGUAGGGAAUUUAGCAACGGCGUUGGCGGUGUACUGCAUCUUCUGCGGUUGGGCUGGUUGUGGGGGGAUGGAUGGGAUGGGGACCUGGGGGGAACGGUCAGGUCGGUACACGUGCAUUUAUUGUAUACAAUAUGAUACCCAGCAGCAUUUCGAUGGUUGGGGGAAGAUGGGAUUGCAAUCCAGGAGCAGCGUAGAUCUGCAUUUUAUAUUUGCAUCUACGCGCAUAUAUAUGUAAUCACUACGGUUUUCGAUUC